UGGUUCCACAUCCCUAUGAGGAUUAUUAGGAUGUUUUAUUUUGUAGGAACGGACCGGAAGUGGGACAGGUGAUUCUGCCUCGGGAUGACUCGUGUCUUUUCGCUCCUCCGGGAUGCGCUGAGUGGUUCUGGUUCUGGACACCCAGCGAGCUGGGUCGAGGAGAACCGGGAGGAGAACCGGGAGGAGAACCGGGAGGAGAGUUCUCCUCCUCCAGCUUCUGUUUGUUUUCAGGCUGCAGAUCCACACAGCGCCACCAUGUGGAGGAAAACAUUUCUGCUGCUGCUUCACAUCACGGAAGCUGCAGUGGCUCCGCCCUGCUGGCAGGGGGCGACCUUCCCGGAGGCCGUGGUGUCCCCGGCGGCGGAUAGCAGCGGCAUCGUGCGCGUACCGGCCGCGGCGUCGCUCCAGCAGUGCGUGGCGGCCUGCUGCGACCUCGCGGCCUGCCACCUGGCCUGGCGCUUUAAGGGCCGCUGCUACGUGCUGAGCUGCCAGCAGGGGGCCGACUGCCGGCCCCGGGUCCGGCCCGGCGCCGACUCGGUUCUGGCCUUUCUGCAGCGGCCAGCCCGCUCCCUGUUGCGGUCCCUGGAAAAGCCGGCGCCGUUCGGCCGGACGCGGGGGCCCGGCGGCGACUUGGAGGCCCUCAAGGGCCCGGCUCUGUUCGACGGGCCCGAUCCGACCUGGUCCGACCCAGCGGACCUGGAGGCGGAUUGGUACCGGUCCGCGUUCAACCAAUCACAGGAGACGGAUCCUGGAGGGGCGGGGUCAGACAGCUACCUGACCGGAACCAGAACCACAGAACCAGCUGGUCCAGUUGCUGCAGAGGGAACGGCAGGAAGUCAGAGACCCGAGCGUCCUGUGUCUGCUGCGCCUGUUGCUGACUCCGUCCCUACGGGUCACAUGACCACGCCCGGUGAUGUCAUCAGCACCACAGCGAACCCAGGUCGUCCCGUGGGGCACCUGGUGGAUCCGGUGGACCUCGGCGCCACUGUGACAUCAGAUCCAACCGGUUCUUCUGAACCCGGGAGCAGAACUUCAGAACCCCUGAAGGUUCUCCAGGCUCCAACCACUGACCCGCUGAUCCAGAUGACCUCUGACCUCUCUACCUCAGCUGCUCUACCCCUGACUACUGCAGCGGAACCCCAGGGGCCGAACCGGGCCCCGCUGGCCGCUGUGGGUCCAGACCUCCGUCUAGUUCUCCCUCUGAGCGCCAGCUUGUUGCUCAACGGCAGCGGCAGCACCGACGACCGCGGCGUUAGCAGCUACAGCUGGCAGGUGGUGAGCGGUCCUCCUGGUUUGCGGCUGCAGGAUGCCGACCGGGCGGUUGCCAUGGCAACGGGCCUAAGAGCGGGGCGCUACGUGUUCAAGCUGACGGUGUCGGACCAGCAGGGGGCGACAGACAGCGCCCUGCUGUCGGUGCUGGUCCAGGAAGCCCGCAGUCUUCCUCCAGUGGCGCACGCCAGCGGCAGCCAUGUUCUAGUUCUGCCCAACAGCUCCGUGGUUCUGGAGGGGUCGGUUACUGACGGAGACCAGACGGAGGUCCGGUACCGGUGGACCAGGGACAGCCAGAGUCCAGCAGCCGGGGAGGUCCUGUUCGGCUCGGAGACCCGGCGGGUCCUGUACCUGUCGGACCUGGUGGAGGGAACCUACCUGUUCCAGCUGAGGGUGACGGACGCUCAGGGUCGGGUCAGCACCGCCACCGCCACCGUGGAGGUUCGGCCAGAACCAGGCGGCGGCCAGCAGGUGGAGAUGGAGAUGCUGGUGGCGGUGUCUCAGGUGAGCGUGGCUCAGAGGGACACACUGGUCCGGCAGCUGGCCGCACUGAUCCACGUCCUGGACCGGGACAUCCGGGUCCGGGCGCUGCAGGGACGGACCCAACUCAGCACGGUUCUGCAGUUCUGGGUCCAGGGUCCGACCGGACCCGUCCCGGCCUCCAGCCUGGUGGUUCUGCUCAGGAAGCAGCUGCUCCGAGACAAGAGCGACUUCCUGCUAUUCAAGGUGCUGAGAGUCGACACUGUGGCGUGCGAGCUGAGCUGUUCAGGGCGGGGCCAGUGUGAUCCAAUCACCAAGCAGUGUUCCUGUGACCCGUUCUGGACAGAGAACCUGAUCCGGCUCUACCUCGGGGACGGAGAGAGUAACUGUGAGUGGAGGGUUCUGUUCGUGAUCCUGAGCAGCUUCCUGACGAUGGUCUUCAUCCUGUCGCUCAGCUGGACCUUCGUCUGCUGCAGCCGGAGGAGGAAGCAGAGGAAGGGCAGGAAGAAGACCAGGUACACCAUCCUGGACGACAUGGACGAGCAGGAGCGGCUGGAGCUCCGGCCCAGAUUCAGUCUGAAGCACCGCAGCACGGAGCACAACUCCAGCCUCAUGAUGUCCGAGUCGGAGCUGGACAGCGACCAGGACUCCGUCUUCAGCCGGCCGGUCCGCAACCGGAACCGGGUCAGCUCCCAGGCCGCGCGCAACGGGAACGCCUUCGGGUGAAGACAGGAAGUCCGGGGGGGACGGUGAGGGUAGGAGGAAGUCUGGAUGGCGCCUCCUGGUGGCAGCACAUGUUCGGUUCAGAGGUUUCAUUCGUUCUUCCCAGAGAAACAUUCAUGAAGCGAAGACUUGGCCUGCAGGGGGCAGCACCAAGGCAUGAGUUCAGGUUCUGUUCAUCUGGGCCUGUUGGACUGUUCCUUUAGUGUUGCUUCAGAACCAGAACCAGAACCAGACCCAGCUGGGAUUAUUUAGCAUCCUGGUGACCCAAACGUCUCAGCAGAACCAGCUCCAUGUCGCUUCAUGUCUGGUGAUUUAAAGUCAAAGUUUCAGGAGAAGCUGAAGAAAUAAAACACGAAUUCAUCCGUCAGUUUAUUUCAGAUCAAACACAAACGUACAAAAAUCUAAACAGCAAAGAUUUCCAGAAUAAUAUGAGACACGUUGUUACUAACUAAACAUCUAGAAUCCAAGAAACACACAGAGCUCAAUCUGCAGCAGAACCGACCCGGUUCCAGAUUCUGGAUUCAUCCAAAACUCUGCAGAUUAAAGUCAACAUGAGACUCCAA
Gambusia affinis (western mosquitofish) is the source of this 3035-nucleotide messenger RNA. RefSeq names its product KIAA0319 ortholog. The coding region runs from base 85 to 2475 and encodes 796 amino acids. Gene Ontology annotation, cellular component: cytoplasmic vesicle; plasma membrane. The transcript has 16 exons. The record is from RefSeq and is a predicted model, not a curated record. Lineage: Eukaryota; Metazoa; Chordata; Actinopteri; Cyprinodontiformes; Poeciliidae.